ACUCAUUCACUCUCACUCUUACUCUUACUCACACUCCCACACCCACCCGUCUUUGUCACCGACUGCCAACCCCAAUUUCGUCAUUUCACACCCUUCUCCUUCCCAAAAAAACUCCUUCCUCCUUUCUCUCUCCUCACCCACCCCUCAUCACUCACUCUCUCCCUCCCUCUCUCCUAUUCGCCAUGGGCAGUCGCACCCAAUCUCACCAGCUCAGAAGCGGGCUCUACGUCUCGGGACGCCGCGAUACCCUCCCCAAAGAACGUCCCCCUACAAUGGCUGCUCGGGCCGUCCCUUAUACCGGUGGCGACAUCAAGAAAUCAGGCGAGCUAGGUAAGAUGUUCGACAUCACAACCACCUCUACCACCGCCACUUCCUCCUCUUCACUUUCUCUCUCCUCUCCUAGACCGCCACCUUCUCGGGCUUCCUCACAGCCUAACUCCGGAUCGGCCCGAUCCGGGCCUAACUCGGGUCAGCUCCCACCUCGACUCAGUAACUCAGGGUCCUUUACUAAGAAAUCAUCCGGCCCGCUUUCAAUCCCCCCAACCGGACUUAUCACAUCCGGCCCAAUUCGGAAGUCGGGCCAGCUUGAUGGGUCUGGGCUGGCUCAGCCACAGCUGGCACCUGCUGUUGGUGGGUCGGGGAAAAUGGUUUAUGGGACGUCGGUAACUAGUUUAGGGAGUGAAAAGGUGAAGUAUGGGUUAAGGGUUUCAAGAGGGGCAAUGUGGGUAUUUGGAAUCGUUGUUUUAAUGGGUUUGCUUGUUGGGGUGUUUCUCAUGGUGGCCGUCAAGAAAGCUGUGAUGUUGGUAGUGUUUGCUGCGAUUUUGGUGCCUAUAUUCGUUGGUUUAGGAUGGAAUUAUGCUUGGGGGAAGAGGGCAAUCCUGGGUUUUGUUAAGAAGUUUCCUGAUGCCGAGCUCAGAGGUGCUGUUGAUGGACAGUUUGUCAAGGUUACCGGGGUUGUUACAUGUGGCAGUAUUCCUCUUGAGUCGUCAUUUCAGAGGGUACCUAGGUGUGUGUAUGUAUCAACAGAGCUGUACGAGUACAAAGGAUGUGGAGGAAAAUCUGCAAACACCAAACACCGUUGCCUCUCAUGGGGAUGCAGGCAUUCAGAGAAAUAUGUUGCUGACUUUUAUGUAUCGGAUUUCCACUCUGGAUUGAGAGCCCUUGUUAAAACUGGUUACGGAGCAAAGGUGGCCCCUUUAGUGGAACCUGCAACAGUUGUCGACAUAACCAAAGAAAAGCGAGACUUGUCUCCAAACUUUUUGCAGUGGCUAGCUGAUCGAAGCCUUUCUAGUGAUGACCGCAUAAUGCGCUUAAAAGAAGGGUAUGUUAAAGAAGGUAGCACCGUCAGCGUGAUGGGUAUUGUCAGACGCCAUGAGAAUAUCCUCAUGAUUGUACCACCCACAGAGGCCAUCUCCACAGGCUGUCAGUGGUUACGUUGCCUCCUCCCGAUGUAUAUUGAAGGUUUAGUAUUGCAUUGUGAGGAUAAUCAAAAUUCUGAAGUGAUUCCCGUGUAAGUACGUGUACGUACCUCUUGUUUCCUCCCAAAGUCUUUCUUCGAGUGGAUUCCACGAGUACAUAUUUGGCAUGUAAAAAUCUUGCAAAAAGGGUGGAGAUGCACUGCCCAUGACCUUCUGUCCAUAUCUUUUCUGCUCUCAAGUGUAUGUAAAUCGGCCUCAAGGAGACACAAAAGGAGCUCAGAGGAAUUGCAGGUGUGUAAUAAGGACUUGUCAUGCUGUAAACAUUUCCGUGUUUAAUCGGAUCAAUAGGGGGAGAAGAAGUUUUCCCCGUCAACACUAUGAGAAAAAGGAAGCUCGAAUUUUUCAUGGUGAGCCGCAUAUAUUCUAAAUUUUUAGCUUUGUUUAGUGUACAUAAGCUCCAAUAGAUCUGAAGAGCCCUAUUUACAUUUCCUUUUUGCGUUUUUGUUUGCCUUGCAAUUUGUUUAACUGAAAGAAGGUAGAAUGCUUCUUCACACUAAUGUUCUGUGUAUUGAUUAAUUAAGAUUAAAGAUUCUUCGGUCACUUAAGCAAUAUAUAUGGUGUAUUCAGGA
Spinacia oleracea (spinach) is the source of this 2047-nucleotide messenger RNA. RefSeq lists its product as uncharacterized. The transcript has 4 exons. Lineage: Eukaryota; Viridiplantae; Streptophyta; Magnoliopsida; Caryophyllales; Amaranthaceae. The record is from RefSeq and is a predicted model, not a curated record. The coding region runs from base 183 to 1514 and encodes 443 amino acids.